GAUGCCCUUCCUCCAGACGUCUACUACUUCUCCCAGUUGACAUCAACAGACCAUGCUGGUAUCGUCUAUGUGGUCUGCAUCGUCAGUCUAACAUAUGCAAUUCUCUGCAGCAGUGUUCGUUUCGUUCUGCGCCGCGGCAUGUACAGCUUUGACGAUGCUGCACUGCUAGUGUCCACUCUUGCGUGUGUAGUCCAGCAUACAUUCGUGUUCGUUGCGCUCCACAAUUGCCUGGGAAACUCAUCAAGCAUUCUUCGGCCACAGCAUCAAGAGAUACUCAACAAUAGCAGUUACACGCGGCUUGUUUUGUUCUUUGUGGUCAUCUACUUGGCCAAAAUUUCCUUGACACUUUUUACUCGCCGGCUGUUUUACGGCCAGGAACGAUUCAAUCGAAUUAUCUGCGAUGUCAUGCUCGUUGUCAACCUCGUUUUCUUGGUUGUCAGCAUCCUGCUUAUCUCUAUCGAUUGUCACGCUGGAUGGUAUUUCAAGAACAAAGAGCUGUGUCCUGGGCUGCAAAGUAGAUGGGUCACGAUCAAGACACUCGACGUGUUGUCUGAACUGGCCAUCGUGAUUGUUCCGAUCGUACUUAUUUGCAGAAUUCUGCUAAACCCGAAGCACAAAGCAGUCAUCAUCGGUACUUUCGCUGCGAGGCUUCCUGUCAUCGCCUUCACUAUGCUUCACUUGUACUACCUGGAUCUGUCUCUGAAAAAUACUCAAGAUCGAGGCUUAGCAAUUGUUCAACCAGUUGUCUGGCUCCAGGUCACUCUUCUCUGGAGUAUGGUUACAGCAUCACUCCCGUCUUUCAGACCACUGAUUUCACCUUUCGAUACUGUGAUGGAAGAUUCUCCCAACCAUUCCGAACCACGCAGCAAUGGCGCUGUGCUCAUCAUGGGAACUGACAAG
Molecule: messenger RNA, 900 nt
Organism: Aureobasidium melanogenum CBS 110374
Lineage: Eukaryota; Fungi; Ascomycota; Dothideomycetes; Dothideales; Saccotheciaceae
Exons: 3
Source: RefSeq, a predicted model, not a curated record